Messenger RNA from Scomber japonicus (chub mackerel), 3326 nucleotides. It is a transcript of the gene tgoln2, whose product is annotated as trans-golgi network protein 2. The record is from RefSeq and is a predicted model, not a curated record. The transcript has 4 exons. The coding region runs from base 103 to 1566 and encodes 487 amino acids. NCBI's taxonomy places the organism in Eukaryota, Metazoa, Chordata, Actinopteri, Scombriformes, Scombridae.
CCUGUCGAGCUGUAUUUGUCAACCUGGAUUUUGGCGUGAGCACAAGACAGGGUAGACAGACUAUAUCAUUGGUUUUUUUUUUAAUUUACUGACGUGGACACCAUGAGGACUCUUUGCCUGCUUCUCACAUUAUUUCUGUGUUGCUGCUGGGUCAGAGCGGCUUCUGUCAAAUUGUCCCCGGAGCCAGAUUCAACAAACAAUAAGGAAAGCAAUUCACAUAAUACAACUGAUAAUCAUGGUAGUAAGACAGCAGGACCCACAGGAGAAAUUCCACAAAAUCGUGGGGAUGGAAAUGACAAGGACAAAACCACGGUUAUGAAUGAUAAGAAUGUGCAAAGUGAUGACAAAACAGGAGGCAAACCCCAGGUGGACAAUGCAAGAAACAAACUCCAGGCCGAGAACACAGGAGACAGUGCCCAGGGAGACAAUACAGAACACAAACUUCAUGGUGAGAACACAGGAGUCAAUGCCCAGGGAGACAAAGCAGAAGACAAACCCCAGGUCAAGAACACAGGAGUCAGUGCCCAGGGAGACAAAGCAGAAGACAAACCCCAGGUCAAGAGCACAGGAGUCAGUGCCCAGGGAGACAAAGCAGAAGACAAACUCCAGGCCGAGAACACAGGAGACAGUGCCCAGGGAGACAACACAGCAGUCAGUGCCCAGGGAGACAAAGCAGAAGACAAACUCCAGGACAAGAACACAGGAGUCAGUGCCCAGGGAGACAGAGCAGAAGACAAACUCCAGGACAAGAACACAGGAGACAGUGCCCAGGGAGCCAACACAGGAGUCAGUGCCCAGGGAGACAAAGCAGAAGACAAACUCCAGGACAAGAACACAGGAGACAGUACCCAGGGAGACAACACAGGAGUCAGUGCCCAGGGAGACAAAGCAGAAGACAAACUCCAGGACAAGAACACAGGAGACAGUGCCCAGGGAGACAAAACAGGAGUCAGUGCCCAGGGAAGCAAAGCAGAAGACAAACUCCAGGACAAGAACACAGGAGACAGUGCCCAGGGAGACAAAGCAGAAGACAAACUCCAGGACAAGAACACAAGAGACAGUGCCCAGGUAGACAAAGCGGAAGACAAACUCCAGGACAAGAACACAGGAGACAGUGCCCAGGGAGACAAAGCGGAAGACAAACUCCAGGACAAGAACACAGGAGACAGUGCCCAGGGAGACAAAGCAGAAGACAAACACCAGGUCGAGAACACAGGAGACAGUGCCCAGGGAGACAACACAGGAGACAAACCCCAGGUGGAUAAACCAGGAGACGAUGAAAAUGAAGAAGGGGGCAAUGCCAAAGAGGAUAAACCAAAUGGAGAUAAAGCUGGGAACAAAGAAAUAGUAUGGAAAAGUCAGUAUGAUCCAGCUGGUAUUAAAGAUGAGGCAGAAAGCAGUCAUUUCUUCGCCUACCUUGUCUGCACAGCGGUGCUGGUGGCAGCGCUUUACAUCACUUACCACAACAAGCGCAAGAUAAUUGCCUUUGUUUUAGAAGGAAAGAAAUCAAGAUCCACGCGUCGACCAAAGUCAACAGACUACCAAAAGCUGGAACAGCAUAUGUGAUCUCGUGUCACUAUGGUGAAUCCAUUGCAUCGAGCAGCUGAAUCUCACUGUGGGUGGUGUAGGAGAAAGGCGAGCGGAUAUCGACAUUUGACAUUUUAUUGGCGUACUCUGCGUUGAUCCCACCUUGUGUUGAAUGGACAUUGUCCCAUUUUGUACCUUUUUAGAUGCUUAUUGCAUGACUAUGCAGAUGACACUCUUGCCUUAUUGAGGGAAUUAGUGAAAUGCAGUGAAGGUAAAAUAAGCAUGCUGUUUUUUGCACUUGUGUCAUUAUUUCACUAUUUAGGCAAUCUUGUAAUUUGACCUGAUUUAGGUCCCCUGACUCAGGAUAUUCAGUAGCAGAUGAAAAUAAUAGCUGUUUGGAUUCCAGCUUUGUUUGUACAGUACUGUAGUUAUUGCACUGUGUACCCAAAUAAGCCAUCUGAAUCUUUGUAAAAAUAUUGGCAUUGUAGAAAUUCUUUGAGGAAGUCUUAAAUGUCUAUUAGGUAAAAAUCUGCUAUUGUUGUAUUAUGUAUCAAGAUUCACUUUAAAUGUAUGAAAUUCCUGAUGUUCCUACUCAUAUUCACAACCGUAUGUUGUUGGCCAGAUGAAUGUAAUAGCAAACUUUAUUUUCCUAAUGCGACACUAGCGCAGUGGUCACCCACUCCAGCUAAAAGAGCAGUUUGACAUGAAUGGGAAAUGCACUUAUUUUUUUUCAUGCUGAGAAUUAGAGACUGAACCCGUUACUUCUCUUAUAUCUGUGUGGUAUAACACAUACAGCUGCUGGUUAGAUUAUAUUAGCAUAAAGACAGCUAGCUUGAUUUUCUGAAGGUAACAAAAUCCUCCUCCUACAAGCAUCUCUAAAUCCAACUGACACUGAAACAUAUAAAAACACUAGUUUUUACAGGGGCUUUGUGCUCAACCAUUUCCUGGUUGGGAGCAUUUAUGCUAUGCUAGGCAAAUUGGCUGCUGGCUAAUACCUUCAUAUCAACAGAUUUGAGAGCGGUAUCUAAGAAAGUGUAUUUUGUCUUGACUGUUUCUUUAAAACACAGCUUGAUGAUUAAUGAUGUUUUAUCUGCUGUCAGGGUGUUUGGUACACAUGGAAGUCUGUGCAGUGGGCCUGGCGUUGUUUAAAUGUAACCGUCAGUCUGGUUACUGUCUGAUUACCCAAGAUCUGUGUGGACAGUUAGUCUUUUGGAAACAUCUUUAACGUUUACCACUUGUUGCUUUGUGUCAGAACUCUAAUUUUUCCAGAUGGAACUGACCAACAUUUGCAUUGUUUGAGAAAAUGUAUGGAUGCAUGCGGGGAUAGGUUGACCACUAAUGAAUUCAUUUAAAUCUUCUAAUUAAGAUGUGUGUUUAUGUUCAGGGAUAAUAGACGUGUGCCAAAUUGCGAAUGAUUUCACUGCGAUUUAUUGUUUUGAAUACUUGUGUUGUGCCUGUUUCUUAAAGUAUCACUGUAUUUCUGUGGGGCAGUGGUCAUAAAUUAUGGAAAGUUGUUUCUGUAAAAAUGGGAAACAUAUUGCAGUUGUUUCUCAGGGGAAUCAAAGCUCAUAGGAUAUCUCAGUAAAUGGUUUAUAAUUAAGUCUGCAAAGAAAAGUCAUCAUUUUUAGCCAUGUGGCUGAAAUGAGCAUGUACAAUGUAAUGACCACAUUGCUACAUCUUUAGUAUUUAGGUAUUUAUUUCAGUUUGUGAGGAAUGGCUGUUCAUCAAUACAUCCUGCUGUCUGUGUGAAUCAAGUAUUAAAUGAAAUUAAAUGCUUUUUUGUACUUUCUAGCCUUAAA